Molecule: messenger RNA, 948 nt
Organism: Lotus japonicus
Lineage: Eukaryota; Viridiplantae; Streptophyta; Magnoliopsida; Fabales; Fabaceae
Product: protein PEROXIN-4
Exons: 6
Coding region: 206-679 (157 amino acids)
Source: RefSeq, a predicted model, not a curated record
CCCAUUUUGUGUGGGUCCAGAGUUUUAGGGUUCGCAAACUUGGAAAUUCCCCUUUUAAUUUCUUAAUCUCCAUUUCCGAUCCAAAAUUGACCCAAACAAACAAACACACCAUCCCUUCCGUUCUCUCUUCUCUGCAAAUCACCUGUUUCUCGCAAUACGUUCAAUUUCACUCUCAGAAUUUUCCCCCAACUUGCUCAAAUCCACCAUGCAGGCGUCGCGGGCGAGGUUGUUCAAGGAGUACAAGGAGGUGCAGCGAGAGAAGACGGCUGAUCCUGAUAUUCAAUUAGUUUGUGAUGAUUCCAACAUUUUUAAAUGGACGGCUCUUAUCAAGGGACCAUCAGAGACUCCUUUUGAGGGUGGUGUGUUCCAGCUUGCUUUUUCUGUUCCAGAGCAGUAUCCUCUACAACCACCUCAAGUGCGGUUUUUGACUAAGAUAUUUCAUCCAAAUGUGCAUUUUAAGACAGGGGAGAUUUGCCUAGAUAUCUUGAAAAAUGCUUGGAGCCCAGCUUGGACGCUUCAGUCUGUGUGCAGGGCUAUAAUUGCUUUGAUGGCCCAUCCAGAACCUGACAGCCCACUGAAUUGUGAUUCAGGCAAUCUUCUACGUUCAGGUGAUGUUAGAGGGUACCAGUCCAUGGCAAGAAUGUACACUAGGCUUGCAGCAAUGCCAAAGAAAGGCUGAAUGAUUUCAGAUAUCGUGUCCCUAUGCUGUGCUUGACUAGGUAACAAGUCAUCAAUGUAUACAUCAGUUCAUUGUUCUGUUCUCAAUUUGUUUAAAAGUAUACAUUUUAAGACAUGAUUUUUAUUGUUUGGUGAUUUGUACUAAGGUGGUAACUUGUACAGAGUGUAGAUGCGACUUAGCAUAUCUGGACUUUUGCCAGAAUUGAGCUCAACUGCUUAAAUAAUCCUUGAUUGCUUUCAUUUUAUCAAAGCCAUAUUUCGAGAUCGAUA